Puccinia triticina is the source of this 1929-nucleotide messenger RNA. RefSeq lists its product as uncharacterized. The record is from RefSeq and is a predicted model, not a curated record. Lineage: Eukaryota; Fungi; Basidiomycota; Pucciniomycetes; Pucciniales; Pucciniaceae. The transcript has a single exon. The coding region runs from base 1 to 1929 and encodes 642 amino acids.
AUGAUGCUAGCAAGCCAUGGGAUGCAUGUCAAAUCAAGCACCAAUGUGAUAUCAAAGCUCGCGGAGCAGCAAACCAACGGACGGAACUUGGAACACAGGUUGUUUUUCAAACCGCUUCUGGUAAACGGAAAGACUGGGAUGGAGAUUAGGCUUGCUCCAGCGCCGAAAACCAAAAGGCCUCCCGCACGAGUAUUGCCCAUACCAAGGCCUAAGAGUAGGCUUUCUAGGGAGGAUACUUACAAGGCCCCUGAAGACACGGCAAAAGAUUUUUUGAAUGCUAAAAUGGAUCCGAGUCUUCAUGGCAAGAAGCUAUCGGAAUUGAGCAAAGAUGAACUGAAAUCGGUUUGCUUCCCUAGUAUUUGGGGCCAGUCAUCUUGCUUCAUCGGAAACUAUGGAGACGACCAUAAACGAGAAUUGAAUAAGUUAAGAAGUACCAUUGAAAGCAUCAGUAGUGCAAAGGAAGCUUGGAAUGAAAACAAGAUCCGAAGAACUCUCUUGGAGCAAAAAGCAGAUGCAUUACUUGCCCAGAGGUGGAGUCGGGGAGGGUAUCAGCCAGUUCGACAGAGACCCGUAACAAGUCAGGAAAAUAUUUUACUGAAAAUGAAAAGGGUUCGAGAAGCUGGGUUCAAAAUAACCCAGCCAGAACUAGAGCUGACCAACAAAAUUGCAGGGUUCUCAAGUUUUGAACCUAAACCACAGGUGAUCAAGCUUUCCGCAGACGAAAAAAAAUUACUCGAGGAGAUUAACCGUCGUACAGUGACUGUUAGAAGGCAAGAGCAGUCUGAACACCUUCUGAAGAUUUUCAAAGAAUUCCAAACAGGAAGUCAAUUUGAAGAUCACACUGAUCAUGAAGAUAUAGACCUUAUUGUUAAAGCACUCCAGGACUUGAGUGCCGAGGAAAGAGAGGGCAAAUUUUGGACUGAAUACGAUGUGGGACUAAUCAAAGCCUUAGAAGCUGAAUGUAAAAGGCUGGGGGAAAGAGAAAGUAACCUCAAGAAAAUUGCCAAAAAUCUCAGAACCCAGAAGGCUUAUGAGGUAUUGAGUGGCAAGGUUGAUGAACGUAGCCCAAGGAAUCUGAAAGGACUGAGCUUUAGCGAAAAAGUGAGGAAGAACACGGCAUAUUACCAAAGAUCUCAUCCACACGAGGUCAUCGACUUGCUCACCGAACCAGAGACACGCGAGGUUAAAAGAUUAGCGAAGCAGUAUUACUGGAUGAAAGAGCAGCUCUGGACUCCCACAGCUUCGGAAUUGAUCAAUAGGGCAAGAACAGAACUUGAAAACAGUCAAGGUUUGUCAGUCGUAGAAAUGCCUAUCCAAACGAUGAGAAAGAUCCACGGAAAGAGAGGGACGGAUGGCAGUCCAGAGUUUAUUGGGACGAAUAUGAUUGAAUCAACUGGCAAUGAAGAAGGUCUUGACACAAUGCUUUUGGCCACCAAGGUACAGAUUCUUGGACUAGCACUGAGGAAGAUACCCGUGACUACUGACACUGAACGGGCCUUUGAAAGACUCUCUCUUCAAGAGAGCCUGAUGAGAGCCUGUCAAGAAAGAGUAGAAGACCAACGAUUGGCACUCAAGCUCGAGCAAAACAUCAGGCUAGACGAGCUGGAUGAGACUGAAUGGGGGAAACUCCAGUAUCUGUUUCCACACGAACUUGAACAACUUGCUCGUGUGAUUUCAUCCCAUGAGGACCAUCUCAUCAAGACCAGCCCUCUUCAUCGACCAAACCUCUUCCCCCAAAUAAUCCGGCUCGUGCAGAACGCUUCAGAUCGCUUCAAUCUCAGCAAAAAAAUGCCUUUCAAAAACCAUCCCGGAGAUUUUCUGCUAAAUGAGGCGCAAGCCGAGCGCAGGAAUUUAAAAUCUUUUGAUGCUGCUGGACAAGAUGUAAUUUACAAAACACACAACCCUCAGGCUCGGGCGAGAAAUCGAUGA